Molecule: messenger RNA, 754 nt
Organism: Saprolegnia diclina VS20
Lineage: Eukaryota; Oomycota; Saprolegniomycetes; Saprolegniales; Saprolegniaceae
Exons: 2
Coding region: 17-754 (245 amino acids)
Biological process (GO): transmembrane transport
Cellular component (GO): membrane
Molecular function (GO): ATP binding; ABC-type transporter activity
Source: RefSeq, a predicted model, not a curated record
AGCGUCUUUGCAAACAAUGCUAUCGAGUCCCACCAACAACGAUGCUUGUGCAUAUGCACCGAGCUCGACGCCAAAAGCCGGCGCGCCUCCCAUCGCGAAGACGCCGGCCAUGGUGUCUGUCGCCAAGCUCUUUUCGUUUGCCGACACCACCGACAAGGUCCUCGUCACGCUCGGCACCCUGAGCGCGAUGACCACGGGCGUCCUUCAGUGCAUUCAGAUCGUCUUCUUUGGUGAUGCGCUCAACGCCGUGGGCCCCAACCGCCUGAGUGACGAUUCCGAUACCUUUCGCUCGGGCAUCCGCCGCGUCGUGAUCCAGUUUGCCGCCGUCGCGGCGAUUGCGCUUCUGUGCGGCCUCGCGCAGAUUGCAUGUUUUUCGAUUGCGGCGGCGCGCCAGACGAAGCGCCUUCGCCACGCCUACGCGUCGGCCAUCCUUCGCCAAGAAGUCGGUUGGUUCGACGUCAACGACCCCAUGCAACUCGCGACGCGGGUCGCGGAUACGACGCUCAUCAUCCAAGAAGGUCUUGGGCGCAAGGUCGCGGACGCCAUCAACUUUUCCACCAUGGGUCUCACGGGCGUCAUCAUCUCCUUGGUAUACGGCUGGGAGCUCGCGCUCGUCUUGCUGGCCGUCUCGCCGCUUGUCGCUGGCAGCGGCUACUGGAUGAUCAAGGCGAUUACCGCGGCUACCCAAGCCGGCGUCGACGCGUACGCCGAGGCGGGCGGCAUCGCGCAGGAAGCGCUGAGCAACAUUCUAUAA